CUCAAUGAUGCUGCGCCUCCUGCACUGCACUGCAAUGUUGGAUUUGCGCACUGGGUGGGUGGUUUCUACAGAUCCCGGUGGGUGGCAUCGCCGCGGUGACUCAAUUUCGCGGUGUUUUGAACCUGAUUCUGAAGAUCGUGUGCUGGUAGGAGAACCCAAUUUGCGCGAGUGCUUUUCCGAUCUCUGGGCUUAUUCUCUUGGUGGGUGAUUGAAAUGAUAAUGGCAGCCACUAUCAGAAGCACUGGGUGUUGUGCGAUUGCGAAUGCUCGAAGUUUGAGCCAGACUCAGUACUCAAGCAAGCAAGAAAGGUGGGAAAAAUCGUCUAGUGCUGGAUGUGUUGGUGGGACACUGGGGGGAACGCAUGCCACGGGUUUAGCGUCUGUCCUAUUCUGCAAUAAGACGUUCCUUCUGCCGAAGAAUAGAAGUCGGCCGAAUUUUAGGUUUGGACAUGUUAGUCCUAUCCGCAGCAAAAUGUUUGUGCCAGGGUUUGGGGAGGCGUCUCCUGAAGCCAAAGCAGCUGCAGCAUUGCACAACUUUUUUACUUAUGUUGCAGUCAAAAUAGUAGCAUCCCAGCUUGAGGAUUAUAACAAAGAAGCAUAUGUAGACCUGAUGGAGUUUUUGGAGAAGAUGCCACUGAAUGAUGGUGACAAGUUCAUUGCAGCAUUGAUGCGAGAGUCUUUCCGCCAUAAGAACUUGGCUCUACGCAUCAUGGAAGUUAGAUCAGCAUAUGCCAAUCAGGACUUUGAAUGGGACAAUCUCCAAAGCUUGUCUUUUAAACAACUCGAGGAGGGUAAUAAGACACUAAUGCGCAAAUACCUCACCGAGACCAGCAAUAUGGAAUGACAUAGCUCCAUGAUGCUGUGAAUAAUGUAUUUAUGGUCUGAAUCCAAUCUCAAGCACUUGCAGAUGGCCGUAGACUACCCAGGUAUGCUGCAGCACAUUCAUUGUCAAAAGGAUCGGGGUAGUAUACAUUACAGUGCAGUCAAAGCAAGGCUUGAGGUCGUGUUUAUUGUCGUGUAACCUACAUUCUGAAAUAUUAUCUCCCGGGAAUUUCCCAUUUUCAAAACA
Molecule: messenger RNA, 1068 nt
Organism: Physcomitrium patens
Lineage: Eukaryota; Viridiplantae; Streptophyta; Bryopsida; Funariales; Funariaceae
Product: chaperonin-like RBCX protein 1, chloroplastic
Biological process (GO): ribulose bisphosphate carboxylase complex assembly
Molecular function (GO): protein folding chaperone
Source: RefSeq, a predicted model, not a curated record